GUAACUUUGUUUUCGCAGCUUAAACAACAAAACUGACUGCUCUUGCCCCCGCAGUCUUAACUCCUUGCAGACUUUGCCAUGGGGUGCGGGCUUAGGAAGCUGGAAGACCCUGAUGAAAGCAGCCCUGGAAAAAUAUUUUCUACCCUGAAGAGACCGCAAGUGGAAACAAAGACAGAAUUUGCUUAUGAAUAUGCACUGCUGGAUUUUACUUUACAAGGUUCAACAAAUCCAGAAGUCAUCAAGAUAAAUUCAGUCCUGGACAUAGUUGCCAAAGUGGAAGACUAUUAUCUUAAGGGCUAUGUUGUUGGGGCCAUUCACCCUGUUAUACAGCCUGUGGGGCAGCGGAAGCACCUCCCAGCAAGUCAUCUGUACAGGGCGGUGCUAUCCCGAGUGAAGCUAAGCUCCAAACAUUCUGCGGCAGGCGGACAAAGGCGCGCCAGGCUUGUGAUAGAGGAGUGCCCGCUAACGUGUGAGAUGCAAGGGAACGACUCUGCAAAGGAACUCAUAGACAAGGUUAAUGCUGCUGCUAAGAGAGGGAUGAGAUUUGUCGGGUUUAUACCGCAGCACUGCUCGCCAUCUAAGCACUGCAAUGGUGCCAGCCAGGAUGGAGCUGCCGAGUGUGAACUGCACAAGAGACAGGGUUCACAAGACAACGGCAAAAGCUGGAACGACGGCACCUUGUGGGAGAGUGGAGUGGAGGAGGAACCUCAGCCUGAAAGUGGACAGCAUCAGACUGAGGGAAACAGCAGCCUCCGCUACUCUGACCCAAAGCGGGGAGAAGCCCCAGAUAAUAAGGUGUAUAUGGUCUUCAAUGCUUUUGAAGAGGACUCGGCCUGCUGGACCUAUCAGGAAGGCGUCCUGUCCAUGAAAGUGACGAGGAAGGGAGCUGUCAUCAGCACGCUGGACGCCAACUGGCUAGAACUAACCACAUUUUAUUACAAGCAAGGCUUCUCUUUAGUUGACUCUUUUGUGUGCUGGGAGACACCUAAAGGGGACCAGUUACCUAAAUCUUUGGAAGGCUUUUUUAUCUAUGAAGAAGAAGGGUCUGGAGUCCCAGGCUCUAACAGGAGAGGAAAUGACGCCAUUGUAGUAGAACAGUGGACAGUCAUUGAGGGCUGUGAAAUCAAGACUGAUUAUGGCCCCCUGCUGCAUACGCUGGCUGAAUUUGGAUGGCUCCUGACAAGCGUGUUGCCCACACCUAUAUUGAGACACGACAGUGAAGGGAACUUGGCUACCAAGCAGGUCGUGUUUCUCCAAAGGCCAGUGACGUGGAACUCAGCUGCUCAGACCCCGGAAAGGAAAGGCAGCCGGCUGCUGAGGGGCGAAGACAGAAACAAGGUCGGCAGCAGGAGCACUGGCCUCGACACAAGCGAGUGCCAACCCGCAGGAGGCCGAGCCCCUCUUGAGGAGGGUCCCCUCUCUCCCUCCAGAGAGUGUUGGACCAAGGAAGAGCGGCCCACACAGAGCGACAGCUUCUCCGGGUUCAGUGGCAGCGACAGUGUCCUCCGGGAGCUAGAUGAUGGACAGUUUGACCAGGAAGAGGGCGUGACACAGGUCACUUGCAUGUGAGUUGCCAGGUGACCCCACAGAAGGCCUUGUAAAUAGUUAUUAAAACGACUGCCACCUGACUUUAUUUCAACACUAUCUUCAUUUAUGUAAUGUUUUUUCAUUUCCAGGCUCAGCCUUCCCCUAAUCUAUGUACACUUUGUCUCAACCUCUGAGACAAGGAAGAAUAACCAACUAUUUAUCAAUAUAAAAGCUUACCCUCCUCUCGACUGUGUGAACAGAUGUCUCAUCUGGUCAUUAUGCCACAACCUGGUUCACUUCCCCACAAACGGACAAAAAUCAGUAUUUCUCAUCAGGCUAUUAAAAAGGCUGACUAUCCAAAUCAUUUCAACCAAUUAGAGCCUUCCCAGGAAGCUACAGCCUCAAUUAAACUAAAAAAUAUUCCUUC
Messenger RNA from Rattus rattus (black rat), 1954 nucleotides. It is a transcript of the gene Rftn2, whose product is annotated as raftlin family member 2. NCBI's taxonomy places the organism in Eukaryota, Metazoa, Chordata, Mammalia, Rodentia, Muridae. The record is from RefSeq and is a predicted model, not a curated record. The transcript is spliced from 9 exons. The coding region runs from base 79 to 1569 and encodes 496 amino acids.